Molecule: messenger RNA, 734 nt
Organism: Melanaphis sacchari
Lineage: Eukaryota; Metazoa; Arthropoda; Insecta; Hemiptera; Aphididae
Gene: Cnep1r2
Product: nuclear envelope phosphatase-regulatory subunit 1 homolog
Exons: 4
Coding region: 344-727 (127 amino acids)
Cellular component (GO): Nem1-Spo7 phosphatase complex; cytoplasm
Source: RefSeq, a predicted model, not a curated record
CUUCGAUUCGCUACUUCGCGUUUAUUGAUAAAAAGAAAAUAGAAAUACAACUGACAGUGCUUUACGAAUUUAGUGAAUUUACGAUCGUCGUCGUUUAGACGUCGACCGACAUAGUUAAAUAUUAAUUGAAUAUUAAUAAAUAAUUAAUUUCUAUAUUUUUUUUUAAUCUCGAAUAACUUAUCACGCAAUCGGUUAGGAAUACACCGAUGACUGCUGUAAUUAUAUUUAUAGUUUUUGGCGCGGCUCGAUGAGAACGAAAAAUAUUUUCCGGAUCGCUAUGAGUAGAACAAUGUAAGAUCUAUUGUGCCGGCAAUACCGACUGAGAUACUGAACACGCGAUAAAAUGUCGUACGAACAGACUGCUUGCGAUGAUCUAAAAGCUUUUGAGCGGCGACUAACUGAGGUGAUUGCUUCCAUCAAACCAAUAACUAAUCGAUGGCGAACAAUUUUAGCUAUUUCAACAUUAAGUGCUUCAAUAGGUGCCUAUUAUUGGUUGACAGAUCCACAAACUGCUAAAGUAUCAUUCGUCCAAUCCCUGUACAAUCAUUUAUUGUUCACCAUUUCAUCUAUGAUGCUAAUGAUAUUACUCAUAACUGGUGUUCAUAAAAAAGUGAUAGCAACAUCAAUAAUAACGUCACGUGCGAGGCAAGUGCUAGCCGAUUUUAAUAUGUCUUGUGAUGAUUCUGGAAAACUAAUACUUAGACCUAGGCCUCAACAGAAUACAUGAUGUUAAA